Molecule: messenger RNA, 1194 nt
Organism: Nomia melanderi (Alkali bee)
Lineage: Eukaryota; Metazoa; Arthropoda; Insecta; Hymenoptera; Halictidae
Biological process (GO): actin filament polymerization
Cellular component (GO): actin filament
Molecular function (GO): actin binding
Source: RefSeq, a predicted model, not a curated record
AUGCCUGCUCCACCACCUCCUCCACCUCCUGCCUUCAAUGUAUCCAAUUCUGGCCCCGGAGAACAAGAUAGGAGUUUAUUACUUCAGUCGAUCAGAGCUGGGAAAACUUUAAAGAAAACCGUAACUGUAGAUAAAAGUGGACCUGCGAUUAGCGGCAAAGUAAGAGGUGAAGCAGGAAAUUCUUCUUCUUCGAAUAAUAGGGAAGCUAAUAAUUCAAAUACAGUAGUCAGCGGUAUUAGUAAUUCAAAUAAUGGAGGACCCAUAGGAUUAGGUGGAUUAUUCUCUAGUGGUAUGCCAAAAUUGAAACCCACAAGACUUAGGCCGACUUCAGGUGAAAAGGACAGUAACAAUGUAAAUAAUACAAGUUUUAAUCAAGUGGCAACGCCUAGUAUAAAACGAGGUCCUCCUCCAGUUCCACCACCAGUUACGCAAAAACCACAAGUAUUUGGUCAGAAGUCCAAUUUAAACCAGGGGCAGAGCACUACAGACUCUGCAAAUUCUAAUACAGAAGUACCCAAAGGAUUUGGGAAACCAACUCUUGCUCCCAAACCACCUUCAACGCCAUCUUCUACAGUACACAAGCCAUCGCCACCUCCUAAAAAGUUAAACUUAACUACAGGAGCAAGCGUGUCAAGAGCACAAAGUAUGCGAUUGCUUAGAUCACCUCCUGUGCUUACUCCCACUCCGCCAUCUCUUCAUCAGUCACAAGAUUGUUUGAAUGAAAGUCAAUCAAGACCAACAAAUCGAGUCCUUAGACCUCCAGUAGCUAAACCUCCAUCUCCACCUACUUCCAGAGCAAAUAGCUCAACUACUACUGCGACAAGAGCUGCACCACCACCACCCUCUAGGGUAACAGUUAGCGCGCCUUGUAUACCACCUCCACCUCCUCCACUUCCACAUCGUCCUGCUCCUGUUCAUCAAAGGCUAGCUCCACCACCUCCGCCACCACCAACACCUCCAACGAGAAGUUCUUCGAUGCGUAAUGGUCAAGCCAUGAGUACCCUGGACCUAGAGGUACGAUUCGCAGACAUGUUUCAUUCUAUUGCAAAUUUUCCACCACCGGAGCCAUUCAAAGGAUUCCCAAAAGUCUACAGCAGCAGAAAUGCUGCGAAACAACAAGCUCCUGCACCACCCCUGCAAACGCCUUCUAUAUCUAAUACAAUGGUACCAUUAAAUACAUCAUCUGGGGGUUAA